Messenger RNA from Symbiodinium pilosum, 480 nucleotides. Lineage: Eukaryota; Dinophyceae; Suessiales; Symbiodiniaceae. The record is from the annotation of a GenBank genome assembly.
AUGACGGAUCAGCUUCAAGAGGCCAAGACGGUUGUGCGAGACUUUGUCUUGGAAAUGCGCGUGGGCCGGCGUAUGAUGGUACUCUCACCUAGCGGCCAGCUGAAAGCCACCACGUGCAGUCUCAAUGGUGACCUCAGCAUCUUUCGGAUUGUCCGGGCCAGCCAGGUCAGGCGUAUCUUGCUGACAAACAUCGGAGGCGUCUUCGCUGGACAAGAGCCUGAGGGCUUGAGCACGCCCUUGGAUGAUCUCUGCGCCACAAUGAUCAUCAGACCCUCUCGCGAAAUGGUCACCUUCCGCCUCGAGCACAUCAAUGCCCGGGACACCUUUGUCAUGUGCAUGAUGCUAUUUGCACAGUCACAGGGUGCCGAGAUGAUGGGCUUACCUCAAGAAGGUGAGCCCGAUGAAGAGGAAGAAGAUGAUGAGGUAGACCUGGUUAUUGAGGAUGCGAACAUUGGCUCUGCAACUGGGUCGCAGGCCUAA